UGUAGCGGCAUUUCAUCAGUGCAUUUUAUUGAUGCGUGUGUGUGUAUGAGGGGGAGUCUGUGCAUAGGUUUUGGUAUCCACUCACUACACUCAUUCUGUACAUAACUGUAUAAGUCACUGCAAUGAACACAAGCCAGUGCGGCACUCUCUGUGUUCUGAUAUAGAAAUACACAACUUGGGAGAAACGUACGGGUCCGUGGAUGGAGUGCGCCGUUCAUUGAAACGCUCAAGUGAAUUAAUUGUUUUGGGUGGUCGGAGUUGAUAUCGGCGGCUCCUUACACAAGAAGAUGAAACCAGCUAAGAGUUAUUAACAAGCGAUAGUGUCAUUAACACUGAGAGGUUACCGGUCAAGUUGAUCUCAAGCCGGAUUAUUUUUUUUCCUACCAUGUUUACAAUUUAUUGUUGAUACUCUCGUCGCCAGGAGUGAUGUCCACAAGGGAAGAGGCCCUAUGACAUUCUACCGAGUUAUCAGAAAGCCUUUGAUGAAUAAUUUUGUUCAGUGUCCACAUUCGCUUGUGGAAAGAUUUCGGCUUGAGUUGUUUGCCGUUCGCAUUUAGAGUGUAGAUAUGUUGACAUACAUCAUACGGCGUGUGAAUUGUGUUGGUGGUGCUGGUGAGUGACGCACUGUAGAUUAAUGGAUUCUCUACCAUGUAUAAUGCUGCUCAGGAAUUCAGGUACUCGGCCUCAAGUCUGAAGUGCAGUCUGGAGGGUCGCUGAGAAGUCACAUUUUUGGAUUACGUAUCGACGGGAUAGGUCGCCCAAAACCAUGUCUGGAAGCGACGCGACAGAAGAGGCGGAGAUGCAACCUUUGAACCCAUCCGGCGCCAGCGGGGCGUCGAUGGCCACCGACAGCGCCACCGAGGUAGAGAAAGCCAACACUCCAAGUCCAGAGAAGCCUGAGAUGCCGAUUGUACGCUCCACCCGCCAGCGAGUUGGUUUCUUAGUGGAUGAUGAUGAGGAUGAUGAGCACAGUGAACUUAGAAAGAAGGUCAAGAGUGAAUUUGCCAAAAUGAACGGACGGAACAGCCAUGAGCGGCUGCAGCAGCAACGCAUGAGCCUCUUAGGCAAACCGUUAGCGUACAGACAGUCCAAACGAGAUGCAAAAUUUCGCAAAGUGCAGACAAAGAUUUACAACUUUCUGGAGAGACCUACAGGAUGGUGUGCAGUCAUCUAUCACAUAUUGGUGUAA
Molecule: messenger RNA, 1189 nt
Organism: Asterias rubens (European starfish)
Lineage: Eukaryota; Metazoa; Echinodermata; Asteroidea; Forcipulatida; Asteriidae
Exons: 2
Coding region: 767-1189 (140 amino acids)
Biological process (GO): potassium ion transport
Cellular component (GO): membrane
Molecular function (GO): voltage-gated potassium channel activity
Source: RefSeq, a predicted model, not a curated record